AUGAAGAUCCCCGUCGUCGUUGCCGCCUUCCUCGCCUCCGUGGCCGUCGCUACGCCCGCGGUCCAGGUCCGCGACAGGAUGAAGGCUGGAGCUGGCGUCAAGCGCAACCCCCAGUUCCCUGGACCCGUUUUCGGGGCGCCUGCCGUAGGACCUAUUCGGGUCCCUGGCGGGGGCCACGGGUUCUUCCCCGGUAAAGAGCAUGAAGGUCACGAUGGACACGACGGCCAUGAUGGUCACGACGGCCAUGAUGGACACGACGGCCACGACGGCCAUGAUGGACACGAUGGCCAUGACGGUCACGACGGUCACGACGGUCACGACGGCCACGAUGGACACGAUGGUCACGACGGCCAUGACGGUCACGACGGCCAUGAUGGUCACGACGGCCAUGACGGACACGAUGGCCACGACGGCCACGAAGGCCAUGGCCAUGGAGGUCACAAAGGCCAUGGGGGCCAUGAAGGCUAUGAGGGCCAUGACGGCCAUGAAGGCUAUGAGGGCCAUGGCGGCCAUGACGGCUAUGAGGGCCAUGACGGCUAUGAGGGCCAUGACGGCCAUGACGGCUAUGAGGGCCACUAUGGAAAGAGAUAUUAUCCUGAAGAGGACCAGGACGACUACCGUGAGAAGGAACACGAAAAGCACCAUGAAGGACACCCGGAAUACUAUGAAAAGGGACACGAAGGUCAUGAGGGACAUGAGGGUUAUGAGGGUUAUGAGGGAUAUGAGGGAUAUGAGGGCCAUGAGGGCCAUGAGGGACAUGAGGGACAUGAGGGCCAUGAAAGCCACCAUGGAAACUGA
Messenger RNA from Aspergillus terreus NIH2624, 798 nucleotides. RefSeq lists its product as uncharacterized. NCBI's taxonomy places the organism in Eukaryota, Fungi, Ascomycota, Eurotiomycetes, Eurotiales, Aspergillaceae. The transcript is spliced from 2 exons. Bases 1 to 798 code for a protein of 265 amino acids. The record is from RefSeq and is a predicted model, not a curated record.